AUGGUUAAGGGGAUUGCCCCAGAAUACUACACUGGAGCCUCGUUCAACUUCUCCAAGAACACCGCCCAGGCUCAGACAAAUCAGGCAACCCAGCCUCCCCAGGUUCCAGCUGGAGUCACCCAGGCUCAUCAGUUCAGACAGUGGGUUCAACAACAGUUCAAAGAAGAAGGAGAAAUGGAAGCCAGAUUGCCCAGCCUGUUUUAG
Molecule: messenger RNA, 204 nt
Organism: Colletotrichum chrysophilum
Lineage: Eukaryota; Fungi; Ascomycota; Sordariomycetes; Glomerellales; Glomerellaceae
Exons: 2
Coding region: 1-204 (67 amino acids)
Source: RefSeq, a predicted model, not a curated record